Messenger RNA from Malassezia pachydermatis, 1422 nucleotides. RefSeq names its product mitochondrial processing peptidase. The transcript has a single exon. Bases 1 to 1422 code for a protein of 473 amino acids. Gene Ontology annotation, molecular function: metal ion binding. NCBI's taxonomy places the organism in Eukaryota, Fungi, Basidiomycota, Malasseziomycetes, Malasseziales, Malasseziaceae. Gene Ontology annotation, cellular component: mitochondrion. The record is from RefSeq and is a predicted model, not a curated record.
AUGGCGUUCCGCGGGCUGCGCCGUGCCCCUGUCACGGCGAGCAGGCUACGGGGGCGUACCUUGGCGACGCAAGCGGCCGCUGAGGCCACCGUCCAAGUAUCGACGCUGCCCAACCAAGUGCGUGUAGCCACCGAAGCUACCCCUGGUCAUUUCAGUGCGGUGGGUGUGUAUGUGGAUGCAGGCUCGCGCUUCGAGCGGCCAUGGGUCCCUGGCGAGAGUGGUGUAAGUCAUAUUUUGGACCGUAUGGCUUUCAAAAGCACACAGACACGCUCGUCUUCCGACAUGGAGCAGUUGAUUCAGGCGGUUGGCGGCAACGUGAUGUGCUCGUCGUCGCGUGAGACGAUGAUGUACCAAUCCUCCGUGUUCAACCAGGAUGUGCGCACGGUCAUGGAGUUGUUGUCCGAUACCAUCCGCCACCCUUCGCUGGAUGCCAACGAAUUGGCCAUCCAGCGCGAAGCAGCAGCAUGGGAAGUCUCGGAAAUCUGGACCAAGCCCGAUAUGAUCCUCCCGGAAAUUCUGCAUUCGACAGCGUAUGCUAACAACACGCUGGGCAACCCGCUGUUGUGCCCCAUGGAGAGCUUGGAUGUGAUGACCACGGACAAUCUGCGUGCCUUUUUGCGUGGAUGGUACCGCCCUGAGCGUAUCGUCGUAGCGGGGGCAGGUAUGGCGCAUGACGAGUUGGUGGGCCUCGCGACCGAGUUCUUUGGCGAUAUGGCCGUAGAGCCACAAGACCCUGUUAUGGCGCAGUUGGCCAAGGACCAGGCGCAGUAUACGGGUGGCGAGCUGUAUCUCCCAGAGCCGUCGAACGAGUUCACGCAUGUUUAUGUGGCAUACGAAGGCUUCUCGAUCCAUGACGAAGACAUUUAUGCCUUAGCUACGUUGCAGAUGCUGCUGGGUGGCGGUGGCAGUUUCAGUGCAGGUGGGCCAGGCAAGGGUAUGUACAGUCGGUUGUACACGAACGUCCUCAACCAGUUCCACGCGGUGGAUCACUGUGCCAGCUUCCACCACUGCUAUGCCGACUCGGGACUGUUUGGCAUUUCGGCAAGUGUGCACCCAAGCUUCAACUCGACGAUUCCCUACGUGAUUGCCCGUGAAUUGGAGCUGUGUACGUCGGGCAUGUACCGUGGCAGUGUGACAGCUGCCGAGUUGGAUCGAGCGAAAAACCAGCUGAAGAGCAGUUUGAUGAUGGCGCUGGAAAGCCGGCUGGUCGAAGUAGAAGACCUGGGCCGCCAAGUCCUUGUGCAUGGCCACAAGAUCAGUGUGCAGGAGAUGUGUGCAGCGAUUGACCGUGUCGACUUGCCGACCUUGCAUCGCGUAGCGACGCGCGUCCUCAAGAGCGGCAAGCCUAGCACGGUCGUUACACAGGGUCAGCUGGAUGGCCUUGAAGACGUGCGAGCCUUACUGGCAUCGCGUGGCAUGUAA